UUAUAAGGCUAUACGUGUUGAGCCCAACGAAUGAUCGCCACAUCAAUCUAAUGAUUUAAAUUUUCCAGAAAACAAACCACGACGUAGCCAGCGACCACAGCAAUUCCUCCAACUCGCCUUCUCCAGACUCCAUUGACGCCCUCUCUUGUUCGCCUGAAAGUCAAACAUUUGGAAGAAAUCGUUUGCAAAAAUGGAGGAAAAAAGAGAACGGAAAAGAUUGAUACAGAUCUAUAUGGUAUUUGGACUCUUAUUGAGCUGUUACGUUUCCAAUCUAUCGGCUCUUUCCAUCACUGUAAAUGAUAUGGAGUGUGUGUAUGAGUAUGUUCUUUACGAAGGUGAUACUAUUUCUGGUAACUUUGUUGUUGUUGAUCAUGAAAUCUUCUGGAGUUCCGAUCAUCCUGGCAUUGAUUUUACGGUGACUUCUCCAGCAGGUAAUGUUGUCCACACUCAAAAAGGAACAUCUGGUGACAAGUUUGAAUUUAAAGCCCCCAGAAGUGGGAUGUAUAAAUUCUGCUUCCACAACCCAUAUUCAGCACCAGAGUCUGUCUCUUUCUACAUUCAUGUUGGUCACAUUCCGAGCGAGCAUAAUCUUGCCAAAGAUGAGCAUUUGGACCCAAUUAAUGUCAAAAUUGCAGAGCUUAGAGAAGCAUUAGAGUCUGUUACAUCAGAGCAGAAGUAUUUAAAAGCGCGUGAUGCACGUCAUCGUCAUACAAACGAGAGUACUAGAAAGCGUGUGAUCUUCUAUACAUUGGCUGAAUACUUGAUGCUGAUUGUAGCUAGUGGGCUUCAAGUGAUAUAUAUACGCCAGUUGUUCAGCAAGUCUGUCGGUUACAACCGUGUUUGAGUAGUUCUCUAUUUCUUUAUUUGUUGUUAUUCAACAACAAUGCCUUAGCCUUAAUCCCAAAAGAUUGAGGCGGUUAAUUUAUUGUCAUUCUGUAGAUUUAGAUACGAAAACGGAGUAGACAAUUAGGUUUGUUUUAUAGAUGUUUUACGUUCUCAAUAUGUGCAUGUAAGAAGGUUAUUUACGUUCCAUAAACUUUCAUUGAUUAGAAUGAUUGAGAGUUUGAGACUGGAUUAAUUCGUUUCUUUGAAUCAAAGGAAACGUUGUCUAUUAGAAUUGUAGAAGUGACUUCACUUUACAUAA
Molecule: messenger RNA, 1144 nt
Organism: Amaranthus tricolor (Joseph's coat)
Lineage: Eukaryota; Viridiplantae; Streptophyta; Magnoliopsida; Caryophyllales; Amaranthaceae
Product: transmembrane emp24 domain-containing protein p24beta3-like
Exons: 4
Coding region: 191-844 (217 amino acids)
Biological process (GO): Golgi organization; intracellular protein transport; endoplasmic reticulum to Golgi vesicle-mediated transport
Cellular component (GO): endoplasmic reticulum-Golgi intermediate compartment; endoplasmic reticulum; COPII-coated ER to Golgi transport vesicle
Source: RefSeq, a predicted model, not a curated record